Megalopta genalis is the source of this 1982-nucleotide messenger RNA. RefSeq lists its product as uncharacterized. The record is from RefSeq and is a predicted model, not a curated record. Lineage: Eukaryota; Metazoa; Arthropoda; Insecta; Hymenoptera; Halictidae.
UCGUCGGCUAGCCGAUCCCACUUCGUCGGCCUAUAAAAAGAUGUCUCAGAAAGGACCGGACGGCAGUGCCGCCUGCGAAAACGACAUGUCCACGUCGAAAAGCAGCUCGUUGCUCAGGCUGAACCAGGAGGGCCGUCGCGGAUCCGCCGAUUGGCAGGACCAGGACACCGAUUCCGAGAUCAGCGAGACCGAUUUCCUCACCAAGGGCGCGUUCCUCUUAACGCCCAGCCAUGAGCUCAGCAUCGAGAAGGCGGCCACCAUUUGCGAGAAGAUGAACUUCCGUGGCGCGUUCUCCUUGACGAAGACGGCGACCGGUAUACUCUUCAAGUUCAGCAACAUCGACGAUUUUCAGGCGGUCUACAAAAAGGGCUUCCACAAAGUCACCGGGGCACGCUUCUACAAGAAGGUCGCCAUACCGUGCAGACCCGCAAAGACAUUCACCGUCUACGUCCUGGACGUACCCGAAGAAUUACCCGAAGAGGAUAUUAGGCAUGCCCUCUACAAGUACCGGUCCAUAGUCGAAGUUACGCGGCUGCCCCUCAACACCGGCACCGUUCUGAAAGCGAUCAACGACAAGCUGAAAAGCGACGCUCACAACCAAAACGAGCCGGCGACGAUUUACACGGGGCCACCCGUUAUAAGGGUCACCCUGGCCAGCGUGGAGGAGACCUCGAUGCUGCUGAGCCGCGGUCUGGAUUUUUAUGGGGCCACAUAUUUCCCCACCGAAACGCCCCAUCCAGCUGCUCAACCCCUUGCCAAAUACAAAAACAACAGGUGGUUCGAGCUGGCAGCCAUCGGCGCCGGACAAAGAGUCAGAGACUUGCUUCCGGUGUUCGACAACGCGGGCUUCAACAAAUUGUCACCUCCGGCCAGCCGGCUGAUAAAACCGCAAAAAAAUUGACCUACCCGCUGGUUCCCGUUGCCGUCUUCGUAAUACCACGAGCUCCGCCAUCGAAACCCCGUCGAACUCCGGUUAGCACCGUCAAGGAACGGUCCCGAAGGAUCAAGGAUGAGUCGAGGCGAGUCGCAGGAUAUCCUGCGGCCGUGGUAACGAAACCGUUCUGCGGUAACGGUGUCUUAAUCUGACGACCCUACACUGUUGUUAGGCUAACGCGGUAAUGAUCCAGGUAGAACGGUCUCGGCUGCAAACUUUUUAAUGGGCCCAUGUUCGUUUCAGGACAGUUUCGGUAAAUGCCAGUCGCGGUUUCUGUCUCGUGCAUUGAUAUUAAAUCUUUCCACGGGCCAAUUAGGAUGUAAUUAGACACGCGUGGAACUUGCAGAAAUGGGGAUUGGGAAUCUCUUUCAUUAGGAGUUAAUGCGUUUCGCGUGGAGUUGUGUCUGCGUUGUUCUACAUUUUCAUUGCUUUGCUUGAAACGUUGCAACCUCGGACGGCGGACUAUUUUCGCAAUUAUAAAAUCGACGACGUUUAUGACGAUUCUCGACUUCAUUUAUUCGUCUUUCCGAACAUAUUUUUGUUACUUCGUGCGGACUUGUUAAUUUUUGUGUUGUUCCUAGUGUAAAGCUCAUUUGUUUAAUCGAAUUGCCGAAACUUGAUUGAUCAGGUGACGAUUUAAAUAUACUGGGUCAAAACGACCCAGUCAAUGCAGAUCGAAGGUUAAUAUGUAUUGUAAAGUAUACAGAUAUUUGAGAACGAAUUUUGACGCGUUAGUUGACGUACAGAUAAUUUCAUUAUUUAAUAGUUUGCCGCGUCAUCAAAGUAUGGCUGAAGGAAUUAAUAGCUCAGAUUUGGAAAUUAAUAAUUGUAAGGUUAUCCCAUUGUAUGUUGAAUGUCGAAAUUGUUAUUGAUGUUAUAUUAUUUAACUUUUCAAUUUUAAUUCGAUUCUGUAGGAUAUUUGAAUUUUACAUUUUUGAGGCAUGACGGUCGAAGUGUUAAGCAAGAAAAGAUUUCGGACGGUUUUUUCAUAAAAUAUUAUACAAUUAUUUCAGAACAUUUAACAUUUUAAAAGAUCGCGAGUAUUAAU